Protopolystoma xenopodis is the source of this 486-nucleotide messenger RNA. The record is from the annotation of a GenBank genome assembly. NCBI's taxonomy places the organism in Eukaryota, Metazoa, Platyhelminthes, Monogenea, Polystomatidea, Polystomatidae.
GGCUGUGGCCUUGGAGCCGGAGCCUUGUCCACUCCGACGUUUCUAAUCUCUACCAGUGGCCCUUCACCGACGAAUUCAGGUGGGACUGGGCCGGCACCCCCAAGUUCUAUCGGUUAUGCCUCCAGUAACGUCAGCGGUACCUCAUCUCCCCGUAUGUCUUUGCACACUCGUGAGGCGACUUCUUCUACACUUCCAUACGGAGUUUUGGCACCCUUUCGCCGUUCUCUUCAUAAUGACGCUAGGUCACCUUCUUUACGCUUGGUUGGAGAUACGGCGAAUUCUGGUUUGCCUACGUUAGGUCAAUACCAAAAACAACAGCAUCAGCGAAACCGGUACCAAAAUUACAGGAAACACAAUUUGCCCGUGGCCGCUUGUAUUGUCAGCCCGAUUUCACGACAUAUCCUCGAGCUAGAGGAGCGGCGCAUAGCCACUCGCUUCAUUUGGCUCAAGGUUAGUCUGAUUGAAUUUGUUGUAACAGGCCUAUAG